AUCACAGAAAAACAAACAUGUGUAAUUAUCUUCAAGAUAAAAUAAAUAAAAAAUGUGUUCACUAUUUCAUGUUUCAUAUCUAAAUUCAUUUCCUUUAAAACUGUACUUCAGCACCAAAACUAGCGCAGUGAGUGAAAAUGGUUUCGGCCUCUAUUUUUGGAGGAAAAGUCAGAUAUGGGAUAAUGUUUCUAUACUUGUUUCUACUUCCACACAAAACCUAUUCCCAAUACCAACCUCAACCUUGUUUUUCUUCUUCCUGCGGGAAAAUUUCCAAUAUUACUCAUCCAUUCCGACUAAAAGCCGACCCAGAUCACUGUGGCGAUAGUAGAUACGAGUUGGAUUGUGUGAACAACGUUACAGUAUUGAAGUUGUUUGGUGGCGAAUAUUUUGUAGAAUCAAUCAAUUACAACAAUUACACCAUCCGAGUUGUUGACCCUAACAUUCAACCCAACAAUUGCUCCUCUCUCCCUCGCUUCAUUUUAUCCCCCUACAAUUUCACUCAUUAUCAUUCAUACGAUGUCAAUUACAUGUACAAGGUUCGAUUGAAUUCCAUGAAUGCUGCUGAUUACGAGAACUCUGAUUUAUCUAAGCCUGUAAUAUACAUGAAGUGUACAAGUCCACCUAGUAAGGUUGUGGAUAGAUAUUAUGCGGAUACUGCUUCAUGCGUGGAUCAAUACACAUACGUUAUUGUUGGUGACCCACCAUUUGGAAUUUUGGAGCCUCAAUGCCGUGUUAAGCGUAUUACCCUCACAUCCUUCUGGGGUCCGACAACUACCUCCAGGGAUCCGUCAACUACCUCCAACAAUACUAUAGGUAAUGUUUCGUAUAUUGAUAUUCACAAGGCCCUAGACUAUGGAUUUGAAAUUUCGUGGCUGCAAGCCUAUUGUUCUUGUGGUGAUCUUCUGGAUCAAUGCCAUCUCAUGGAGCCUGCCGGUGAGAUUCAGUGUGACUACACCAUCGGUAAGACUGGUAGUCCGUUGUUACAGAUUUUAAAUGAGAAAGAUUAUUUUGAAUAUUAUGUGGAAUUAAUUUAAUAUUAUCAUACUCAACAAUAAAGAUUAAACAUAUCAACUCACUUUAGUGCGGAAACCUAAUAAGCAUACGAGCAUGAAUAUAAAAUAUGAUUUACCACAGGUUGAUUUUUCAAAGAAUGACCUGAAUAGACGAAUAUGAACUAACCAUGGUGUGUAGUACUCCUGGAUCCAUGGAGAUAAGUCUUUUGGCAAUAAUCCUAAAACACAAAGGUUUGGUGGCUUGUGUGGUUCUUCCUCAACCGGUAUCGUAAUGCCUUGAAUUCUCUUCAGAUGUAGAGAAGAGAUUACUUGCUUACGUAUAGUAUGUUCUGAAUCAGCUGAAAGCCCAACACACGUGAAGGCCCAUCAAAAUGAGAUAAGAGCAAUCACGUGGCGCAACAACCACGGAGCUUAAACUACGAGAACGGAUAGAGGUCAAACGCCCAUAACGUCCAACGUGCUCCCAUGCAAAGGACAAUCCAUGUGUUAUAUGUGGCUAAUCCUCUACACAUGGGGACUUCACUAUACUGUAAAACUUUGAGAACUUUUGUUGGGGGUUUGCUGCAAAUUCUUGAAUAAGAUGAAUGUUAUGAAUUCGUUAAUAAAUCACACCAAUACGAAACUUGAUAUGUGGAGCAAUUGAAUCAAGCAACCAAUAUAUGAAGUAGAUAGAGAUGAUGAUGAUAAUAAAUAAUCCAAAAGCAAGUAAACAAAUAAAAAAGAAGAGACACAAAUAUUUUUUUAUCCAGUUCGGUCAAAAUAACCUAGUCUGGAAGAGAGAACAGCCCCUCCGUUCCACUAUAAUCAAAAAGUCAUCUUAUAAGAAAUUCUCAAUUGGGUUACAAGAAUUAAUCAUAAUUCUACCCAAAACCCGAAUCUCUUCCUGUGACCAAGAGACUCAAUUUGACCUAGUUUACUCAAGGUGAAGAACAAACAAUAACCCUUUGUCCUAGAAUUAUACCAAAAGAAAAACCCCCUUUGUUCUCUCUCUAAAACCCUAGCCUUUGUUGUUGGCAAAUCCUUAUUGUUCCUUUCACUCUUAUUUUUCUAUGAAUAAAGUAAUCCCUAUUUAUAGAAAAAUAUAUGCCCUUUUAUUUAAACAAAUAUUAUUUAAAAUAAAUCAAAUCUGAGUAAAAAGAAACUAAUAUUUCCACAAAAUCAGCAAAAAUUAUCCUGCUGGCAGCGAACCUACGCCUAGCGCAGCAGCCAGAACGAACUCCCCAAUUUUGCAAAACAUUUGUGCCUAGCGCAGGCCACAGGUCCUGAACCUGUUUUCUGACUUUGUGUGAUCAAGAUUUCAAGGCAUACUCAACAAUUCUCCACUUUGCCUUUAAAUCGAUGGUGAUCACAUUAACCACCCUGCUGCUCUCUCCAUCUUGAACCUUUAUUCAAGAUCACUGGCCAAGUCCAAGUCUCACUUGGACCUUAACCUA
Trifolium pratense (red clover) is the source of this 2446-nucleotide messenger RNA. RefSeq lists its product as uncharacterized. Lineage: Eukaryota; Viridiplantae; Streptophyta; Magnoliopsida; Fabales; Fabaceae. Bases 138 to 1034 code for a protein of 298 amino acids. The record is from RefSeq and is a predicted model, not a curated record. The transcript is spliced from 2 exons. Gene Ontology annotation, molecular function: polysaccharide binding.